AAAAAUGGCAAUGGCAGAUCACGGUCCAGGAAUGGCAGCCCUGCAAGGAUGGGGAGCUCAAAACGUGGCGCAUGGAGCAGCCAAUCAGACCGUCGUGGACAAAGUAUCCGCCGACAUGCUCCACAUGGUCGACGCUCACUGGUACCAGUUUCCACCAAUGAACCCUCUCUGGCACGCUAUCCUGGGAUUCACAAUUGGCGUUUUGGGAUUCAUCUCAAUCGCUGGCAACGGCAUGGUUAUCUACAUAUUCUCAACGACAAAAAGCUUGAAGACGCCAUCAAACUUACUUGUAGUCAACCUGGCUUUCUCCGAUUUCCUGAUGAUGUGCUCGAUGGCCCCGGCUAUGGUAAUUAAUUGCUACUACGAAACAUGGGUAUUUGGUCCGUUUGCAUGUGAACUCUAUGGUUGCGCUGGUUCGUUAUUUGGAUGCGCAUCUAUCUGGACCAUGACCAUGAUCGCUUUCGACCGCUACAACGUUAUCGUGAAGGGCAUCGCCGCAAAGCCUAUGACCAAGUCUGGGGCCUUACAACGUAUUCUCGGAAUCUGGCUAUUCGCACUUGCGUGGACUCUUGCUCCAUUCUUCGGCUGGAACCGUUACGUGCCUGAAGGAAACAUGACUGCUUGCGGAACUGACUACUUGACUAAGGACUUCUUGAGCAGAAGCUACAUCAUUGUUUACUCUGUCUUCGUGUACUUCUUGCCUCUUCUGCUUAUCAUCUACUCUUACUACUUCAUUGUUCAGGCUGUAUCUGCUCACGAAAAAGCUAUGAGGGACCAAGCUAAGAAAAUGAACGUGGCUUCUCUCAGAUCAUCUGAAGCGGCUAAUACCAGCGCUGAGUGCAAAUUGGCUAAAGUAGCUCUGAUGACCAUCUCUCUGUGGUUCAUGGCGUGGACCCCCUACUUGGUGAUCAACUAUACCGGAGUAUUUGAGAGUGCACCCAUCAGUCCACUGGCCACUAUCUGGGGAUCAUUGUUCGCCAAGGCUAAUGCCGUGUAUAAUCCUAUUGUAUAUGGUAUCAGCCACCCUAAGUAUCGUGCUGUUCUGUACCAGAAGUUCCCCGCACUUGCGUGCACAGUGUCACCUGAUGAGGGCGGCUCCGUGGCGACGGGCGCCACCGUCGUCUCAGACGAGAAGCCUGCUGCCUAGACAGCGUUCUAUUGGACAACAUCACGACGACCCCACGCUGCUCAUUGGACAAAUGAUUCUGCCAUUAUUGUAUUUGUAAUUCCACAUUUUCACUUGUACAAAGCUGUUAUCUUAAUCACAACUAUUGCAAUGUUCCGUUAUUGUAUAAAGCGCCUGUACAUUUUGUGUGGACGUUGUAUACAUUGAACGGUGCAUUACUCAUAGUUUUGAUUUUAACCUUCACUAAACAUCGUUGGACGACAC
Spodoptera exigua (beet armyworm) is the source of this 1390-nucleotide messenger RNA. The record is from the annotation of a GenBank genome assembly. NCBI's taxonomy places the organism in Eukaryota, Metazoa, Arthropoda, Insecta, Lepidoptera, Noctuidae.